AUGUUCGUCGUUCACUACGGUCCAGAGAAAUUGCAAGAGAUCAAGGUGUUCCAUUAUGAUCCUAGCGUUAAACACCUGAUCGUUUGUAUCCAUGGUGGUGCUUGGCGAGAUCCCCUAAAUACCUACAAUGACUGGGAGACCCUCGCCUCCAUGGCUAACGAGAAAGCGGUGAACGUGUUUGGUGUCAACUAUCGAUUGUCGCCAGAGGUAAAGCACCCCACCCAUUUGAAGGACGUUAAUGCGGCCUUGGAGAUGAUCAUCAGAGACUAUCCCAGUGAAAACCUAGGUUUAGUUGGCCAUUCGGUGGGAGCAACUAUCGCCCUCCAAAUGCUUGAUUUUGAAAACAUCACUGGCCUACCCACACAGGUAAAUGUAAACAAGGUGUAUCUUUUGGAUGGUAUCUAUGACAUCCCCGAUCUUGUCCUCGAGUAUCCAUCGUAUAUCAGUUUUGUUGGCGAAGCAUUCUCCAGUGAUACCGAAUGGCGACAAGCGACUCAAGUGACGAACGGAUCAGACAUCAGUCAAUUAGAUAUCGUCAUCAUAUACUCAGAAGACGAUGAGCUUCUUCUGGAACGACAAACUUUAAAGCUUAUGGCAGUGCUCGAUAAGCAGAAUGUCACCUACAAAUACCACCAUGGUCAUUGGGGCAAACACGAAGAAAUGUACCGCAACCCGAGUGUUUGUAACAUGAUCAUAAAGAAUCUGAUAGAAUAA
This is a messenger RNA of Diutina rugosa, 714 nucleotides long. Its product is annotated as arylformamidase. The transcript has a single exon. Gene Ontology annotation, molecular function: arylformamidase activity. The record is from RefSeq and is a predicted model, not a curated record. Bases 1 to 714 code for a protein of 237 amino acids. Lineage: Eukaryota; Fungi; Ascomycota; Pichiomycetes; Serinales; Debaryomycetaceae.